Rhododendron vialii is the source of this 4777-nucleotide messenger RNA. Its product is annotated as CLIP-associated protein-like. The transcript has 21 exons. Gene Ontology annotation, cellular component: cytoplasmic microtubule. The coding region runs from base 143 to 4399 and encodes 1418 amino acids. The record is from RefSeq and is a predicted model, not a curated record. Gene Ontology annotation, molecular function: microtubule binding. NCBI's taxonomy places the organism in Eukaryota, Viridiplantae, Streptophyta, Magnoliopsida, Ericales, Ericaceae. Gene Ontology annotation, biological process: microtubule cytoskeleton organization.
UUCCCUCCCAAUUCUCUCUCUCUCUCUCUCUCUCUACCACAGUCACUGACUCACUGUCCACUGCUACUCCCACCAACGCCUUUACAAAUUCCUCCAGAUCCAAACCUCCGAACCCCGCAAUUCACCUCAACUCCAUUCAUCAAUGGAGGCGGCGCUGGAGGCGGCCCGAGCCAAGGACGCCAAGGAGAGAAUGGCCGGCGUUGAACAUCUCCACCAACUCCUGGAAGCUUCCAGAAAACCCCUCUCCUCGUCGGAGGUCACCUCGCUCGUCGACUGCUGCUUGGAUCUCUUGAAAGACAACAACUUUAGGGUCUCCCAGGGCGCCUUACAGUGCCUCGCCUCCGCCGCCGUUCUUUCCCGCGAUCACUUCAAGCUUCACUUCGAUGCCCUAGUUCCUCCCACCGUUGAGCGGUUAGGCGAUGGGAAACAGCCCGUUCGCGAUGCCGCUAGGCACCUUUUGCUCACUCUCAUGGAGGUUUCAUCACCAACGAUCAUUGUUGAGAGAGCAGGGACUUACGCUUGGACUCACAGAAGCUGGAGAGUACGGGAAGAGUAUGCACGAACCGUCACAUCAGCAAUUGGUCUUUUUGCAUCCACUGAGCUCCCACUUCAACGUGCUAUUCUUCCUCCAAUUCUGCAGAUGUUGAAUGAUUCUAAUCAUGGUGUGCGAGAAGCAGCAAUAUCAUGUAUUGAGGAGAUGUAUACUCAAGUUGGGCCUCAGUUCGGUGAUGAACUCCAGCGUCAUCAUCUCUCUACGUCAGUUUUAAAAGAUAUUAAUGCCAGGCUAGAGAGGAUUGAACCAAAAGUUCACUCUUCAGAUGGACUUGCGAGUAGUUACACUGCUGUUGAGAUUAAACCUGCCGGCCUAAAUCCUAAAAGGAGUAGCUCAAAGGCCAAGAGUUCCACACGUGAGGUGUCUCUCUUUGGAGGCGAUAGUGAUAUCACUGAAAAACCAGUUGACCCUGUUAAAGUUUACUCUGAGAAAGAGCUUAUAAGGGAAGUUGAAAAAAUUGCUUCAACUCUUGUACCUGACAAGGAUUGGUCUCUCCGCAUUGGAGCCAUGCAAAGAGUUGAAGGUCUUGUUAUUGGAGGUGCAGCUGAUUACCCGUGUUUCAGGGGACUUCUGAAACACCUUGUUGGCCCCUUAAGCACACAGUUGUCUGAUCGAAGAUCUACUAUAGUGAAGCAGGCUUGCCACUUGUUGAACUUCUUAUCUAAAGAGCUCUUGGGAGAUUUUGAAGCGUGUGCUGAAGUGUUCAUUCCGAUCCUUUUCAAGCUUGUUGUGAUAACUGUACUUGUAAUUGCAGAGUCUGCUGAUAACUGCAUUAAAACGAUGCUGCGUAAUUGCAAAGUUGCCCGUGUUCUUCCGCGUAUGGCUGAUUCUGCAAAGAAUGACCGUAGUUCUAUACUUCGUUCAAGGUGUUGUGAGUAUGCCCUCUUGAUAUUAGAAUAUUGGGCUGAUGAACCUGAAAUACAGCGGGCAGCCGAUCUCUAUGAAGAUCUUAUUAAGUGUUGUGUUGCAGAUGCAAUGAGUGAGGUACGAGCAACUGCAAGAAGUUGCUACAGAAUGUUUGCAAAAACUUGGCCAGAGCGUUCCCGGCAGCUGUUGUUGUCCUUUGAUCCUGUUAUCCAAAGAGUAAUUGUUGAAGAGAAUGAGAGUAUGCACAGAAGACAUGCUUCUCCUUCCCUUCGUGACAGAAGUUCACAGAUUUCUUUAACCCCACAAACACCCGCCCCUUCAAAUCUACCUGGAUAUGGAACUUCGGCAAUAGUUGCAAUGGACAAAAGUUCAAGUUUGGCCUCAGGUAUGUCUCCCUCUUCUGGGCUACUGUUUUCACAGUCAAAGGCAGUUGGUCAAGGUACAGAUCGAAGCCUGGAAAGUGUGAUGCAAUCGAGCAAACAGAAGGUUACAGCUAUUGAAAGCAUGCUUAGAGGGUUAGAUACAUCUGAGAAACGUAUUUCAACUCUCCGGUCAUCUAGUUUGGAUCUAGGAGUUGACCCUCCAUCUUCUCGUGAUCCACCAUUCCCUCUUGCGGUCCCCGCUUCACAUAAUCUAACCACCUCUUUUGGGGUUGAUGCAACUACAUUUGGUAUGUCUAAAGGUAACAAACGCAAUGGUGGCUUGGGUAUGUCUGACAUCAUCACCCAGAUUCAGGCUUCCAAAGAUUCAAGUAAAUUAUUGUACCGCAGUACUGUAGGAGCUGAGCCUCUGUCAGCUCUUUCAUCUUACUCAGCUAAGAGAACUCCUGAAAAACUACAAGAAAGAGGUUUCUACGAAGAAAACAGUGAUUCUAAGGAGGGUUGGCGCCCAUGUAAUGAUUCAAAUUACGGGGAAUCACAGAAUAGUUAUGUUCCCAAUUUUCAAAGGCCACUUUUGAAAAAGAAUGCUAUUGGACGAAUGUCCGCUAGCAGGAGGAGGAGUUUUGAUGAUCGCCAGCUGUUACUGGGGGAUAUGUCAAGCUUUUUGGUUGCUCCAGCUUCUCUCAACAAUACUCUUAGUGAGGGACUCAAUCCUAGUUCAGACUGGAAUGCUAGAGUUGCUGCAUUUAAUUAUCUCCGUUCUUUGUUGCAGCAAGGUCCAAAAGGCAUUCAAGAGGUUACACAAAAUUUUGAGAAGGUAAUGAAGUUAUUUUUCCAGCACUUGGAUGAUCCCCACCAUAAAGUUGCCCAGGCAGCUCUCUCAACACUCUCAGAAAUUAUUCCUGCUUGCAGAAAGCCAUUUGAAAGUUAUAUGGAGAGGAUCUUACCCCAUGUUUUCUCACGUUUAAUUGAUCCAAAAGAAUUAGUGAGGCAACCUUGCUCAACAACGCUGGAAAUUGUCGGCAAAACUUAUGGCAUAGAUUCUCUUUUACCAGCUUUGCUUCGUUCACUGGAUGAACAACGGUCACCAAAGGCAAAAUUGGCUGUCAUUCAGUUUGCCAUAAGUUCCUUUAACAAGCAUGCGAUGAACUCUGAAGGCUUUGGUAAUAGUGGCAUUCUAAAGUUAUGGCUUGCUAAAUUGACACCAUUGGCCCAUGAUAAGAACACAAAACUGAAGGAAGCAGCAGUUUCAUGCAUUAUAUCAGUUUACUCCCAUUAUGACUCGGUAGCAGUCCUAAAUUUUAUUCUUAGUUUAUCGGUUGAAGAACAGAAUUCCUUGAGACGUGUCCUUAAACAGUACACUCCUCGUAUUGAAGUGGAUUUGAUGAACUUUAUGCAGAACAAGAAAGAGAGACUGCGUCCCAAGUCCUAUGAUCCUUCUGAUGUUGUUGGAACAUCUUCUGAAGAAGGAUACAUUGGAAUCUCAAGAAAGAACCAAGCCUUUGGAAGGUAUUCUGCUGGUUCAGUUGAUAACACUGGUGGCAAGAACUGGAGUUCUGAACAAGAGUCAAUGCCGGUCACAGGUUCCAUUGGUCAAGUUGCAUCUGAUGAAACCCAAGUGUACUCAUAUCGUAGUCCUGGGUAUUGUGUCAACAUUGAGGUUCUUAGUUCCGAAACCAAGGAUCUGAACUGCAUAGCUAGUAGUGUGGACUGUGAUGUAAAGAUUGAGGCUUCUUCCACACCACGUUUGGACAUGAAUGGAUUGGUGAGCUCCGACCACAUGGGGGUCACUGCAGGCAUUUGGCAUGAUAAUGAUGCUCUGCCUGAAUUGGACCUUGACCAUUCAAAACUUGCCGCUUUGAAGCUUAACUCUGCUCGUGACACAGGUGUGAGCAUUCCUCAAAUUCUUCACCUGAUUUGCAAUGGGAAUGAUGGAAACCCAACUGCUAGCAAGCGUGUUGCACUUCAGCAGUUAGUUGAAGCUUCGAAGGAAAAUGAUCAUUCAAUUUGGACCAAGUACUUCAAUCAGGUUUUGAUGGUUGUUCUUGAAGUGUUGGAUGACUUGGAAUCCUCAAUUCGGGAACUUGCUCUUUCGUUGAUAUUUGAAAUGCUAAGGAACCAGAAGGAUGCCAUGGAGGACUCUAUCGAGAUUAUAAUUGAAAAACUGCUUCAUGUUACCAAAGACAUCAGACCAAAAGUUGCCAAUGAAGCAGAGCAGUGUUUGACUCUUGUGCUGUCUCAAUAUGAUCCGUUCAGAUGUCUUAGUGUUAUCAUCCCUUUGUUGGUGACUGAAGAUGAGAAAACUCUUAUUACUUGCAUAAAUUGUUUAACAAAGCUUGUUGGCAGGUUCUCCCAAGAGGAAUUGACGGCCCAGUUAUCAUCAUUUUUGCCUGCACUUUUCGAGGCAUUUGGAAACCAAAGUGCUGAUGUCCGCAAGACUGUUGUCUUCUGUCUUGUGGACAUCUACAUCAUUCUUGGGAAAGCAUUCUUGCCACGCUUGGAGGGGCUCAACAGCACACAACUGCGGUUAGUGACUAUCUAUGCCAACCGGAUCUCACAGGCCAGAACAGGUACCGCAAUAGAUGCUAACCAUGUGUAGCCGGUUUUUCUGGGAUGGAAAAUAUUGGUGUUCGGGAGAGUCGAAGCAAUAACAAUGAAUCAUCAGUGGUUUUGGGACGGAUGGUUGCGGGGUAAUUGGUCUGUUCAUUCGUUGUUGUCUAUUUUGUCUAUUUUGCGAAAUAUGCAUUUAAGGGUAUGGGUUUUCUUGGUUAUUUUUCUGAUGUAUUUAUUUAUUCUAGACCUGUUUGGGGUGGAAUUGAGAGGGAGAGAGGCGGUAAGCAAAUUUUUGAAUCUGUGCCGUGUCCAUAUGAAAUCCAAGUUAUUGACCUUUGUUGUGUGUAGAGAUGAAUGGAUUCUGGUUUUGGAAUACUCCGCAAUCCGUGGAUGAUAUUGUAUAAUCAUUUGUUCUGUUUUGUUC